Molecule: messenger RNA, 1776 nt
Organism: Colletotrichum gloeosporioides
Lineage: Eukaryota; Fungi; Ascomycota; Sordariomycetes; Glomerellales; Glomerellaceae
Exons: 1
Coding region: 1-1776 (591 amino acids)
Cellular component (GO): SAS acetyltransferase complex
Molecular function (GO): histone acetyltransferase activity
Source: RefSeq, a predicted model, not a curated record
AUGGCCUCUCUCACGCGCUCCACCCGGAGGGCCAACGCUGAAGGGCUUCAUCCCCAUUCCCUUCACCAUCCCCAUCCCGUCCCCGUCCAGCAGCAGCCGACGCACCAGCACCAGCAGGCCUUCGCAGCGAACACUGUGACGCGCGCCGCCCCCCAAAACAUCUCCGCCUACCACCACCAGCUGCCCGGUCGCACCAAGCGCCAGCUCGACACGGCCGAUCUCGUCGAUUUCGACCACCCGAAGCAAAAGAGAUCGCGUUCGAGCAUCGAAAUCCUCAUCAAACCUGCUCCCCAGCCCGUCAAGCCCGUCGUUGCGAACGCGACUGCCGCCCACAACGUCACCACCACCCCGACUCCGCAACCGACGACGACGACGCCUCAGGCGACCCCCCUAGCGAGGCCGACCCCGAGACCCGUGCAACAACACGUCGCGACAGUGCAUCCCCUGAAAGCCCCCUCGACCCCCGCGACCGACAAUGCGCCGCAGUUGACAAAACAUCAAGAAAAAGUCAUCAACGGCAUUAAACAUGAGUUGGAUCGUUUGCAGCCCCGCGAGGCCGAUACCCACACAAAGGAGGGGGGCCGCAAACUGCGCUCGCAAGAGGCCACUCGUUUCAAGAGCGAGCUGUCAGCGUACUUCCCCGAGUAUGACGAGGUCAUCGGAAACGAUCCAAAAGAACAACGUAUGCUCCACGCUCAUGCUUUCCGUUGCCGUGCUUGUGCCGGAUCGGCACGGCAUUACAGGAUACUUACUGACCCGUUGCCUGCAGACUUGCUGAACGUCGAUACCCCGAUAGUCAUUUUUGACUCGAACCCCACACGCCUUCAACCGGCACCAUGGCUUCCGUUCACCGGUGCAGAACCCAGCGCGCCGAGUGACGCUUCAAUGAUCCCGCCCAGCGCACAUAAAGUCCCGGUGCGCGGAUACGGCGACGCGUUGUUCAGCGAUCUCGUCGAUGCACAGCGUAUAGACUUUGAUUUCCUCGGAAUCUCUCACAAGAGAGAACCUGCUGAGGAUCCUCUGCCAGAUGCGUCCUUCGUGCCCUCGCACAAGAGGGCCGAGAGACUGGAAAAGUCUAUUCGUAACACAGAGCGUGGUCGGGCUCAACACGAGAAGGACCAAAUCGCACGUCUGCUGGGUGGUCUGCAAGGUCAUGACUGGCUGCGAGUCAUGGGUGUAAGUGGCAUAACGGAGAGUCGAAAGAAGCAAUACGAACCGGCGAGGCAGCACUUUAUUAAAGGCUGCCAAGCCAUCCUCGAGAGAUUCCGUCAAUGGAGUCUGGAGGAGAAGCGCCGCAAAGCCGAAAAGGAUCGUGCUCUUGCUGAAAAGGCGGAGGCGGAAGAAACGAGUGACGAGGAUUCUUCCGAAGGUAGUGAUGAGGAUGAUGCCGAGGAAGACGACGCUGGCAAUGUCAGUGACGGUGAUCCUCCUGGCUCUUCUGACGAUGACUCUGUGUCGCAACAGCUUCACGAAGAAGCGAUAGCAAGGUCGAAGGGAGCAAAGAACAGUAAGAAGCGCCCAAGGGUGAUAAUACAACCCCGGCCUCCACCAAAGCCGGAACCGCCAAAGGAGUUCAAGUCAUUCUUCAAGAAGAGGUACGAGCGAGACGCGGCCUUGCAUCGGCACAGGCGGGCUGGUCGUAAAGUGGUUGCAUGGGGACAUCCGAUUCCAGAGAUACCCGAGAUCGAUUUCGAUCUCCCCGAAGAGUUUCGUGACGAGGAAACGUUGAAGAUGCAGGCGAGGAAGAGGCGUCGCGAUCGUCGAGGCAGGCACUGA